AUUUCAGYUCUGCAUGCAAUUUUUUGGGAAUCAAAAUGGUGCAUGUUACAGUUAGAAGUAAAUAUUGUUUAGGAAAACUUCCCAUACUAAAAGUCAGAAUUAUAAAUGGAAAUCUUAGUGAAUAAGUGGGUAAAAGAACAAUGAGUGCAAAAAUUAAAUUAGUAGUGGAAUGGAUGGAAAAUAAAAACAAAAAAGUGAAUAAAACAUGAAACUGUUAAAAGAUGUUUUUGCUCUAUGUUUUGCAUGUCAGGUUCUAAGUUAAAUUUAGACUUCACACAAUCUCAAGAUAAAGAUAUAGAUUUCAUUAACAUUCAUGAAGAAAUACAGUUGGAUAGCAAAGCAACAAGAAAUCAAAAUAUAGGAGGUGCAAUUCAACUGGGAAAAAAGAAAAAGAAAACACAAGCUAAACAACCAGGAUAUGCAAGAGAUUUAAAAUCUACCAGCAGUUCUGAGAAAAAGGGAAGCAUGAUAUCAAAGCCAUCAAAUCAAGAAACAUAUGAAACCCUAAAGAACCAGGACUGUGUAUCUCAGGAAACAGAAACUAAGCAAGAGACAAACCUCCAUUCACUUGAACAGACACCAGCAGAGUGUGGUAAAACCAUUGAAAUUGGAGGACAAACAAGUACCAAUCAAGCAAAUACUGCUGAGGGUAGUGCUCAGAUCAUGAAAUCAGAUGUUGAUGAUUUUGGUGGGGGCAUUGAUGAUAGUGAAUCUUUUAAAAAAGAAAUAGAAACUAACAGAAGUGAGUGCCAACAGCUCUAUUCUAUUGGAACCCCAACAUCCUCUGAAGAAAAUCUAAGUGGAGGUGAUAUCRCAGAACCACAAGAAGAAGKYRUUGAAAGCAUAGAACCAAUAGAUGCAGACAGCAAAAGUGACAACUAUAGACUUGAAAGUCAGCAAGAUCUUGACAAAGAGAACAAGGAUAACAAUGAGAGUGAAGAUGAAAGUUGUCAAAGUGAAGAUGAUAUACAAUCCCAUGUAGAUCUUGAAUCACAAACAAUCAGUAAGACAAGUACAGAUGAUAAAGAAAAAUUUGAUAUAGAARAAAAAUCUGUGAAAGAAGACAGUAAGACUAUGGGAAAUGAUGAUAAAGAAAGUCAUAAAGAAAAGAUGUAUGAAUUUAGUGUUGAUGCUGAGGAUAAACUUACUAUAAUGGAACAAGAUAUCCAGUUUCAAAUUUCAAAUUUAAAAGAAGAUGAAGAGUGUUUGGCCAACCUUAAAGCACAUUUGAUAGAAAAUUACUCCAAUGUAGAAACUCUAUACUUGAACAAACAAAAUGAAUUGGAAAAUCAUAUUAAAGAAGAAUCAACKGCUAUUGCUGAAGAUAAUUAUGACUURGCMGAGGAACUUGCUGUCAAAAUUCAACAAGCUAAAGAAGAUUUGGAAAAGAUUAAGUACAAAGCUCCGGUUUGUGAUAUCAAGGUUCAGGAAACAUUAAAACUCUCAUCUGAGCUUGCUGCAAGAACACUGUCAAUUCACYGUGAAGCAGAAAGUAGCUUACAAGAAUUACGAGAAGAACAAGUUGCMAUUUUAGAUUAUCAUAAUGAAGAAAAUGGCUCUAAAAUAUCCAAAGAAAAACAACAUUUAAAUCUAGAAAAACAGCGAAUUGARCGAACUCGUGCUCAUCUUUCACUCGAUAGUGAACAUCUUAAGAAAGAAGAUGACGCACUUGAGGAAGAAAUUAAUGAAAGAACAGCAAAAUUUGUAGCUCGCAAGAAAGAGUUAAUGAAAGAGCACCAGCUGAUCAAGCAAGAAAUUUCAGAUUUGGAAGAAAGAUUAAAACAGCUAAGGUUAAAAGAAUCUAAGUAUAGAGACGAUAUCAAUGGGGAAGAAAUCAAGAUAGCAGAGAUUUUAGAAGAGUUCUUGCCACAAAGAAACGCUCUUGAUGUCCAAAGGAAAGACCUAGAAUAUCAGGAAAGGCUUCUUGAUGAUCAACAGGAAGCUCUAGCCUCGAGUCAAGAGGCUUACAAUAAUGUAAUUGAUGAGUGGAAUCGUAGGAAACUAAGGCUUUCAGAGUUUCUCGACCGUCUCCAGUCAGCCGUUGAAAGAAACAAUGCAAUGAUCGAGCAUCUGGAGGAGAGACGUGGAGAACUAGAAGAUUUCCAGUGUUUAAAGCAUCUUUCCUUAAAUGCUGACCCAAGUCUGGAUAAAUUAAAGUCAUCUGCCCAGCGGUCGCAUCAACAGAUAAAGACACUGCAUGCCAAAAUUAAUCUAUCAAAUAGAACAGCCGCGUCACUUAGGAAAAGUCUAUCUGAAAUUGAAGCCCAGAUUUCAGACAGAAACGAGGCCAAAGACAUCGCAAAGAAAGAAAGAAAUUUCAAAGAAGCAAAGAGACUCAAGGAAGAAAGUGAAGCCUUGAACAUCGAAGGAAUAGAAAACCAGAAAAAGUUGGAAACUGUUCUUCAAGAUUUGGACAGUGACACUGAAUUACUGAAGAACGUUGAAAAGGAUUUUAAAAAUAUAUCAGACAAUCUAAAGGAAGAAGAAUUUAAGUCAGCUAUCCAAKUAGUUAAUUCAGCUGCACAAGUACUCAAAGAAUUAGAGCGCAACGUUGAAAGAUAUACCAGGAAUGAUCUUCUGUACACUCUGCUCAAUGCUGAAAUAACAACUUGCAAGAACCUUAUCAAAGAGCUGUGCUCAAAGCAUGAGAUUAACGAACCAGUUUCUGAAUGCGAAGAAAACGAGCAAGAUUCGAAUGAACCGAGCAGUACUGAUGAUACUGUCGCGACUUCUCAGAAUGUCACCAGUGUUGACAAAGUAAGCUUGCAGCGACGUUUAGAUGAAUUGGAGGUUAAGCUAGAGGUCGUCGUAGAACUCGAAGAUUUUGACGAAGCUGAACGUAUACAACAAGAGAUUGAUGAAGUAAAAGCAAGGCUAUAAUGAGAUGAGAAUACGUGUAUAAAUACAGUUUGUUAUGCGAAGAAAGGUAUUUUAUUUGUAAUAAAGACAUUUGUACACAUA
Molecule: messenger RNA, 2961 nt
Organism: Exaiptasia diaphana
Lineage: Eukaryota; Metazoa; Cnidaria; Anthozoa; Actiniaria; Aiptasiidae
Product: abnormal long morphology protein 1
Exons: 16
Coding region: 235-2880 (881 amino acids)
Biological process (GO): cilium assembly
Cellular component (GO): microtubule; centrosome; mitochondrion
Source: RefSeq, a predicted model, not a curated record